Molecule: messenger RNA, 2255 nt
Organism: Dermacentor andersoni
Lineage: Eukaryota; Metazoa; Arthropoda; Arachnida; Ixodida; Ixodidae
Product: ADP-ribosylhydrolase ARH3-like
Cellular component (GO): mitochondrion; nucleus
Source: RefSeq, a predicted model, not a curated record
CUUUGUGCCGAGUUUCGCACGCGGGACUGCUUGUGUAUACUGCAACGCGCCAACGGAGCUUUUACUGUCGGCGUCAGCGGCGCCUGUUGCUCGGGCGGGCUAAGCUGCGCGGCCAAGCUGCCCCCGUGGUCGUGCUUUACAAGCAGCAGCUACCUUCUCUGUGUUCCACGGGGCGCUGUCAUUUCGGUUUUUUGUUUUUUGUUUUUUUUGAGCACUGAUAAGAAUUGUGCAGCUAUAUACGCGCGUAGGGGGUAAAGUACAGUCUGCGGCGUUCGCACCAAUCUUGCAGUCGCGCUGCAAUAAUUAAAUGACCGCUCUUUCCGUCUUAUUAUUAUUAUUCUUUUUUUUUGUUAUCAUAUGGGCCCUGCAAGGGCUGCUCAUUGCUAAAAGUCAUUGCGUAAAGCGUGUAAAAUUUCGCCAUUCUCUUACCUAGCCGCUGUUGGUAUUGUUGAGACAUUCUGUUUUCUGCUUCGGUCGCUCAUCUUAUGACGGGAAGUGUAAGGCGCAGCAACCGUUUGCUGGACACGAGAUGUUAGGGGCACAACUAUCGGUCUUAACUUCGAAAAGAAAAAGAAUGCCCCAAUAUUUUAGCGGGAACGUAAUUAUUGUUUCGUGAGGAAAGCACAGUUUUGACAUUGGUGAUUCUUGCUGGCUCUACUGUCCAUUAUGAAACAUUUCUUAAUCGUCCCUGCGCAAUAUCAAUGCAUCCGAAUCAGUUGUGGCUAGCAACAGUCUCAUGUCAACAGCGGCAGCUUCACUGCUGAUUCAGAGAUGGCCAUGGUGCCCAGAUGCGUUAAACCAAAGGAGCUGUAACAUAGGAUGAAUCACGUCUUCAUUUGUACAACACACUUGCAGCACGCCAGAAUGUCCACUGACACGACCCUGGUGGAAAAGUUCGAGGGCUGCCUAGUGGGCGCUCUCCUGGGCGACUGCGUGGGUGCCCCCUUCGAGACGGAUUUCACGGGCAGUCACUUUCCGACGCAGCAAACCUUCUUCCAGAAUCUGCUGAAACACACCGUAGUGCCCGGUCCCAGCGCUGGCCGCAACUUCCGCCCUUCCAAGGUUCACCCUGGCCAUGGCGAGUACCACUACACAGACGACACUGCGAUGACGAUGUGCCUGGCUAAGUCACUACUUGCCAAGCGCCGCUUCGAUGCCUUCGACGUGGCGAAAAGAUUCACUACUGAGUACUUUGAGAACGAGACUCUCGUCGGCGAGUACGGAAACGCGGUUCGGGACGUAUUUCGCAAGCUGAAGAACAUCAACUACGAGGAUCCGUACAAGCCUGGCCAGGAGCAGUUUGGGGGACGUGGCUCGUAUGGCAACGGCGCUGCGAUGCGCGUGGCGCCGGUCGCGUUGUUCUUCAUGGAUGAUCUGGAGAAGAUGGUCGAGGCGGCGAGAAACCAGGCCCGGAUCACGCACAGCAACAAGAUAGGCUACAACGCCGCCAUCAUGCAGUGCAUGGCUGUGUUUCUGGCGCUGAAGAGUGAUCCUAAGACCCCGCUGGACCCCAUGGUGUUCAUCGACCACCUGAUAGCCUUAAUGGACAAGCUUGAGGAGGCCAUUGAUGGGUUCAAACCGUUGGUAUUCAAGUUGAUGCACAUAAAAAAGAUCGUGUCCAAUCCCGACCUUGAUCCUACACCAGCGGAAGUGGCGAAAACGCUCGGAAACGACAUCACAGCGCAAGGAUCUGUGCCCACGGCAAUCUACAGCUUUUUGAGAUCACAGAGACCCUUGAAAGACUUUGAGCACGAGAGCCCGUUCGUGCGCUGCCUGUACUUCGCGGUGGCGUGCGGUGGCGACGCAGACACCAUCGCGUCCAUGGCAUGCAGCAUAUCGGGCGCCUUCCACGGCAUCUCGGCCAUUCCGAGCGUGCUCCAGCGUCAGUGCCAGGCCAUCGACGAGGUGACGCGGAUCGCAGACUGCCUCGAGGAAGCGGUGUCCAAGUGACCCUCGCUGCACCGGCACCAGCCGCCACUUAUUUAUGUAUCGAACGCGCGCCGAGCAAGCAGUCCAGCGCCUGGCGGCGGCGCGGGUGUUGCACGCCCGUCUCUCCCGUGCCGGCAUCAGCUAUGGAGCAGCCGGGCUGUCGCGCUUCUCGAUGUUUGCCUUGAUCUGGAUGUAUAAAUGAUGAAUGGAGGAGUAACGAGUUUUAUUGUGUGUUGUGCUGGCAAUCUGCGCCUCUCGCUCGUCUUGUUUGGUUUUCUUGUUGUUGUUUUUUUUUGCCUCGUGUUGAGUAAACAGAUAGAAACUCA